GCGGAAGCGGAAGCGGAAGCGGCAGAGCCGGAGAGCAAUGGCGGCCGAAGGCGAUGUGGAGCUGGAGCUGGAAGCGGAGCCCAAUGGCUCUGCGGGCGGCGGGGACGGGGCCGGGGGCCGGGCGGCCGAGAAGCCCCGCAAGCACGACAGCGGCGCCGCCGACCUGGAGCGCGUCACCGACUACGCCGAGGAGAAGGAGAUCCAGAGCUCCAACCUCGAGACGGCCAUGUCCGUGAUCGGAGACCGGCGCUCCCGGGAGCAGAAGGCCAAGCAGGAACGGGAAAAAGAACUGGCUAAAGUUACGAUCAAGAAGGAGGAUUUGGAGUUGAUUAUGAACGAGAUGGAGAUCUCCAGGGCGGCAGCAGAGCGCAGUUUGCGGGAACACAUGGGGAACGUGGUGGAGGCCCUGAUCACUCUCACCAACUGAGAGUUCAUACUUGGAUGUACUUCUGUGAAGGAAGGGAGCAAUUCCAUGGGCUGCUUUGCUUUCACAAAGCAUGGCACGCUUCAUGCUCAGACACUGCAAUAAAGAUGCUGUUCUUUAA
Anolis carolinensis (green anole) is the source of this 545-nucleotide messenger RNA. RefSeq names its product huntingtin interacting protein K (gene hypk). The record is from RefSeq and is a predicted model, not a curated record. The coding region runs from base 38 to 427 and encodes 129 amino acids. Lineage: Eukaryota; Metazoa; Chordata; Lepidosauria; Squamata; Anolidae. Gene Ontology annotation, biological process: negative regulation of apoptotic process; protein stabilization. The transcript has 4 exons.